AUCUACCAUUUCCGCUUUUGCCAACGCCGCCGAUCUCGUUCUUCCCCUUUCCCUCCACACUACCGCCGAUGGCCUACUCACCGCCCCCCUGACGCCUUCAUCUCCUCCUCUUCCUACAACUUCACCUUCGACGGCUCGUCGAAGCCCUACCAUAUACGAGCGGCGUCUGCUCCUCCUCUUCGAAGACUCGACCGCUUAUCCUUCCUCCCCAUGGAGGUCAACGUCGUUCUGUUUCUCAGCUCCAACUUGUUCCCACCUCGAUAAUAGGUAGAUUUUGGGCUAUGAAUUUGGAGAUCAUAGGUUGUCUCUGAGAGAUCUCUGAGAGAUCUAAUUGUUCUGUGAUAUGGUAUCCGUUUGGUAGAUAUUUGGUUUGGUUUGGCGAUAGGAUGAAUCUGUAGCCGAAGGUCGUAGAGAAUUUGGCUGUGCUGGGGAUGGGACGAGAGAGGGGCGAAGAGGAGGAAGAGGGAAGGAGGAGAGGCCUCGAAGAAGGUGUUGGUGUUGCUGAUGCUGGUCGCCACCAUGUCUUGGACCGAAGUAAGGUCAGGAUUCUUCUUUGUGAUAAUGAUCCCAAGAGUUCCCAAGAUGUUCUACAGCUCCUCUGCAAGUGCUCCUACCAAGUAAUUUCUGUGAAAUCUGCUAGACGGGUGAUUGACGUCCUUAAUGUCCAAGGAUCAGAAAUUGAUAUCAUUCUUGCAGAAGUUGACCUACCAAUGGUCAAAGGAUUCAAGAUGAUGAAAUAUAUAGCAAGGAAUAAGGAGCUGAGACACAUUCCUAUUAUAAUGAUGUCGGCUCAAGAUGAGAUUUCAGUGGUUGUAAAGUGUUUGCGACUUGGAGCAGCUGAUUAUUUAGUAAAGCCAUUGCGCAUGAAUGAAUUGUUGAACCUCUGGACCCAUAUGUGGAGAAGGCGGCGCAUGCUUAAUAUGAGAGAGAAGGAUGUCUUCAGCCAUGAUUUUGAGAUGCUGUUAUCAGAUCCUAGUGACGCCAACACAAAUAGUACAAUUCUUAUAUCAGAUGACACAGAUGACCAAUAUAUGGUCAUGAAUCCAGAAUCGAAGGUGUUAAAUAAUCCUGAAUGUGAGUCCAAUCUCUCUCCCAUCGAGGCUACCUGCAAAAAUUCUUUGGACGAUGUACAAAGUACUUUAGUUGAUUCUGAUCGGGCAGGAACUAUGUCAUUGCUAGUGUUGGCAGGGAGAUUGUUAUCUUUACCUAAGAAGACCCAGUUAAAAGUUGGUGAAUCUUCUGCAUUUUUGUCUUAUGUUAAGUCAAAUGCACCAAACAGAACCCCAAAUGUUGGCGUUGACAUGAACUCUGCUCCAUCACUACCUUGGAUUUCUGAAGAGCAUUCUAUUGAAGUAGGUGGUACUCACGGCAACAGCAAAUUGGUGCCAGAAGGUUAUACUGUUGGAAAUGGUGUCGAAACAAGCAGGAGGAUAUGCAAUAUUGACUUUCAGACACCAUUAUUAAACCAAUCUUCUUCCACUGAGGAGCCACAGCUAAGAAAUGAGGGUAGUGACACUUCCUGCAUUCCAACUUUGUACCCCUUUCCAUUUUGUUAUCGAGGGAUGGUGAAUCAGACAAUGAUACCUUCCCCUGGUCAGAUGUUUCAGGGUGGCUUCAAUGAUGUGCAAGCACACACUGCACCCCCAUUGCUACCUCAGUACAAUCAGUACAAUGUUGUUCCUUAUAUGCCUCUGAUACAAUCGUUCCCGUGCCUGCCAAUGGGUACAAACUCACAAUCAAGUCAUUCGGCAACGCAAUGGUCAUCCAUGCCCAGCUCUUCUGCACCGGAAGUGAAAUCUAGUCGGACAGAAAGAAGAGCAGCUGCAUUAGUGAAGUUUAGGCAGAAGAGAAAGGAUAGAUGCUUUGAUAAGAAAAUUAGAUAUGAAAAACGGAAGUCCCUUGCUGAAAGAAGACCACGGGUACGAGGGCAGUUCGCGAAGCAAGUUAAUAAUGCGGAUCUUAAUCAAAAUAUGUUCAGUGGAGGUGAUGUUGAUUCUGAGGAUGACGACGAAGAUGGUGAGCCAACAUCCAGGGAUCUCGAUCUUGUCUCUUCUCCUGAACAGAAUGCUUCUGAUUGAUAGUGUCAACAUGGCAAUUGUAUCAUAGACCCUAGCAUUGUAAACUUUUUGCAAUAAGCAUGUUGCUUAUAGCAAAAGUGUGAUUAGGAGAGGAGUUGGACGUGGAAGGUUGAGGCCCUGUUGUUGUCAUGCAUAUUUUACAUUAUUUACAAUAAAUUCCUUACGAACAUUUGCUGGUUA
Molecule: messenger RNA, 2258 nt
Organism: Zingiber officinale
Lineage: Eukaryota; Viridiplantae; Streptophyta; Magnoliopsida; Zingiberales; Zingiberaceae
Product: two-component response regulator-like PRR1
Exons: 6
Coding region: 432-2078 (548 amino acids)
Biological process (GO): cytokinin-activated signaling pathway; phosphorelay signal transduction system
Molecular function (GO): protein binding
Source: RefSeq, a predicted model, not a curated record